GAUGGGUAGGGUUGGUAUUGAUUCGUUAGAUAGUUUCCAUAUAACUUAUUAUAAUGUUUGGGGAUUUUUAGGUAACUGGAUGGGGAUAUUGGGGAGGGGAGAUUUUUUUGCUGUGCUGGUGGAAGGCUGGAAGGCUGGAUGGAUGGAUGGAUGGAUAGAUGAUUGUGAAUAUGUCUCCGAAAAGUGCCCGGUUUGUUACCGGUUGCGAGGAGUUGGUUGAGAGUUGGUUGGGAAGUCGCCGAGGAAUUCGCCGGGUGAAGUGGAUGGGGAGUUGAUGGAUAUGUUUGAUCUUUUGGGGGUUUGGGAGAGUGUUAUUGGAGUUUGGGAAGGGGAGAGGGGAGGGGAGGGGAGGGGAUAUAUAGUUGUCUUUGAUCCUUUAUUUUUUUUUUCUUUUUUUCUUUCUUCUGAAAUAUUGUGAUACUAUAGCAGAGCCAUAUGGUAAGAUUAUACUAUACGAUCAAAUACAAUAUACGAUAUACGAUAUUACAAUAUCUUAACACACUAUACCGCACCAUACCACAUCAAAAAACAGAGGCCAAAUUUCAUAAAAUGGCUGACCUUAUGAAAGAACUCGGUUCCCAAACAAAAUGGAGCACCUCAGAAUUCACAUCCUGCAUCACCAAAAUGUCUGAAGCCAAAGGUUUACAACCUGGCACUCUGCCCAUCCGUCACAUGGUCCAAUUAGCACAUGAUUUAUUGCCCUUCGAUAGCGCAGAUUGCAAGGACAAAAUCAUCCUAGAUGUAGGUUGUGGACCUGGACAAGUAACAGAGCAUUUACUUGAGGAGUAUCGACCUUCUCUCUUCCCCGUCUCGGGGGAUCAUCACAACAACCACAAUCAUAAAGCCCACAUCCUCGCCUCGGAUUUCAGCGCCCCGAUGAUCGCGCAAUUGACGAGUCGGAAAGAGAAGGAGAUUGCAAAGGGGAAUGGGAUCUGGGAAUGUGUGGAUGCGAAAGUAUGCGAUGCGCAGGAUUUGCGGAUGAUAGUGCGGGAUCGGGUGGCCAGUCAUGUGUUUGCGAGCUUGGUGCUGUUUAUGCUUCCGGAGCCGAGACAGGGGUUGAGCGAGAUGAAGAGGGUGUUGGGGAGGGGGGGCGUGGCAGCGUGUACUUCGUGGAGGGGGAGUGAGUGGAUUGAUUUAAUGAGGGUGGGCGCUGCUUCUGCUUCUGCUUCUGCUGAGGGGAAGCAGGAGGAGGAGGAGGAGAUCGGGGCUGGAGAUGAAGAGAAAGUGAAAGGGAAGGGGAAAGGAAAAAUGGAGAUUCCGAAAGAAUGGUCGAGUGCAGAGGGUGGUGGAGAGCGAGGCGCGCUGGGACUUUGAGAGUCA
Molecule: messenger RNA, 1320 nt
Organism: Botrytis cinerea B05.10
Lineage: Eukaryota; Fungi; Ascomycota; Leotiomycetes; Helotiales; Sclerotiniaceae
Exons: 3
Coding region: 436-1314 (292 amino acids)
Molecular function (GO): S-adenosylmethionine-dependent methyltransferase activity
Source: RefSeq, a predicted model, not a curated record